Messenger RNA from Fusarium graminearum PH-1, 144 nucleotides. RefSeq lists its product as uncharacterized. Lineage: Eukaryota; Fungi; Ascomycota; Sordariomycetes; Hypocreales; Nectriaceae. The transcript has a single exon. The record is from RefSeq and is a predicted model, not a curated record. Bases 1 to 144 code for a protein of 47 amino acids.
AUGCCCACUACCCACGUCGCUCCCGAGUCCCAGGACGAGCUCAGGGACAUUGCCAACGGGCUUCUAAAGGCGCGCAAGGUCAUAGUCGUCACUGGUGCUGGUAUCAGCACGAAUUCCGGCAUUCCUGUGAGCUUUCUCGAUUAG